AUGGAACAGGACGGUCUUAGCAGAGAGAUCUCAAACCUUUCUCUUAAUCAGUCGGGUCAGCAAAGCGGAUCGAGAAAGAGCCGUAGACCAAACAGGGCAUACCACAACCUCGCCACGGGAGUCAGUGCACCAGCAACGCCAUUUGCAACGCAAUCUCCUGGUCCUGACGGUCGUCUCUCGAACAAUGAAGGUCAGACUUUCUCGCCGAUGGGAAUGCCGCAAGCUUCAGUAAGUACGCCAGGACUAUUGGCCGCUAGUCAAUCAAUGAUGGGUCAACAGCAACCCGGUUUGCAACCCCAGCAUGGCAGUCCAGAACCAGAUGCACACGUUUCCUCUUCACACUUGGUGGCGGCACAGAGAUGGGAAGACCAAAUUCGCUACUUGACUCGCACAUAUGAUACCGCUAGAGACUCUGUGCCACCUUUGCCAACAACUCAGUUUUAUGGAGCAGACCAUGGAGUGUGUGAUCCACGCUUUAUGAGCUUAUCCAUGAAUUGUGUGCCUGCAGAUGAACGUCUGAGGUCUGCAACCAAGCUUCCCUUAGGCUUGACUGUUCAGCCAUUCGCUCGGAUAAUCCCUGAAGAAACAGUUCCGGUAGUGGACAAUUCGAAGGAUCAGGGACCACUGCGUUGCAGACGUUGUCGCGCAUACGUGAAUCCUGGAUUCCGCAUGGGCUAUGACUCCACCGCAUUAUGUAACAUUUGCGAGGUGAAGACGCAAGUCCCCAUUGACACUUAUCCCCCCAUGGCAGUUGAUCCGCAUGGAGCUGUUAAUGGUGCCAAUCCAGAACUCGUUAGAGGGUGCGUCGACUUUUUGGUUCCCGACGUUUACAACGCCAUCCAAGGCGAAAAGCCAUUGCCGCUACAUUACGUCUUUUUAGUGGAUAUAUCUCUUCUGGCAAAUGAAAACGGUAGUUCCAUUGCCGUGGUGGAGGGUGUCAAGACUUGCAUAGAGCACAUUUCUGAUUUCCAACCUAAUUGCAAAGUUGCUAUCAUGGCCUUUGACAGCAGAAUUAGGUUCUUUAACUUAAGUCCUACUCUGGAGACAGCUCAAGAAUACAUUAUUGGAGACUUGAAUGAUGUUUUCUUGCCAUUUUGCGAGGGUUUAUUCGUGAACCCACAAGAGUCCGCAAGGAUCAUCGAUGACACUUUAAAGAAAAUAAUGAGUUAUAUUUCUAUGGGCAAGCUCUACCAUGUUGUGCAGAACUGCUAUGGUUCGGCUCUUCAAGCAGCGAAACUCGCUCUUGAUACCGUGACCAAAGGCCAGGGCGGUAAGAUUAUCUGUUCUCUAAAUUCUAUGCCUACAGUGGGAAAUGGUAAUCUGACGCUCAGGAAGGAUGACGCAACGAAAAAGCACAUGAGGUGCGAUAAUGAGUUCUAUACAAAGUUGGGGCAUGAGUUCGCGAGAUCUUACAUUUCGCUUGACCUUUUCCUGACGACUUCGGUGUUCAUUGACAUGGUCACUGUAGGGUAUCCGGUGGAGGCUACUUGCGGUACUCUAAAAUAUUAUCCAAAUUUCACCCAGGAUAGAGACGAGUUCGUCCUGGUCAACGACAUGCUUCAGCACGUGUCGAGCAUCGUUGGUUAUCAAGCGCUACUGAAAGUACGUUCUUCGACAGACCUUUCCAUCUAUCAAUAUUAUCUCGAGUCUGCUGGCAACACAAACCGAGAUCCAAUGUUACCAGUGUUGACCACAGACACCACUGUCGAUGUGUUGCUGAAACUGGACCAAAAGCUGAAGGUAGGCAACACCGUAUCAUUCCAAGCUGCGUUGCUCUAUACUGACAUCGAUGGUAAUAGAAAAGUUCGUUCGAUCAAUAGCAAUGCGAAGGUAUCUGGGAAUAUCAGGGAAGUCUUUCAGUUCGUUGAUCAAAACGUUGCGAUGCGGAUCAUGAUCAAGGACGUGAUCUCAUCCUUGGGCGAUUGUGACUUCAACGCCAUCAGAAAGACUAUCGAUAACAAAAUGGUGGAUAUUUUGACUCAGUACAAGGCGCUCGCCGGCGUCAGCUUGAGUACACAGCUCGUGUUGCCCGAUGCGCUGAAGACCUUGCCCACUUUCAUGCUAGCCUUUGAAAAGAGCCCAUUGAUGGCUCCCAACAUUCACAGCACUCGCGGUAAUGAUCGUUGCUACGACCUCUAUCACUUCAAGACCCUGAACAGCGCGCAACUCUCCUACAAACUCUACCCGCAAAUCGUGCCACUUCAUGUGUUGCUAGACGAGACCGAUCUUACCUUCUACGACACGGCUGAAAAGUUGCUCCAAGUGUCUAGCAGUUCAGUCGAGAACUUGACCGUGAGGAACGCCCAUGCCAGCAUCACCAACGGCGGCUGCUACUUGAUCUUCCAGGGCGAGAAGGUGUACCUGUGGUUCAACGAGAACACCAACAGAAUGCUGCUGCUCGAUCUGCUGCAAGUAGAUGAGGACAUCCCGGUGGGACAGGUCUCGCUGUUCGGCGCGUCGCUGCCCCAGGUACCCACCCAGGUCAAUGAAAAGGCUCAUGCCCUGAUCAGAAACUGGUGCCAGCUCACCAACAGGUCCACGCUGCCCAUCGAGCUGCUCAGACCCAACGUGGACCAAUAUUACAGCUCUGUCAUGGGCCAGAUCCUCUGCGAAGACAAGUCCGUCAGCAAGAUCGAGUCGAACGACAACUAUCUCGUCCAGCUCCACCGACUCAUACAGGAGAAGCUCAAAAAAGAGGACUACGUCAAGAUCAACCACUCGUCCGCGUCCCAGAACGGCAACGCUGCGCAAGAAGACAUGCACCAAAAGUUUGUCCAAUUCUAA
Torulaspora globosa is the source of this 2784-nucleotide messenger RNA. RefSeq names its product Sfb3p (gene SFB3). Gene Ontology annotation, cellular component: COPII vesicle coat; endoplasmic reticulum exit site. The transcript has a single exon. NCBI's taxonomy places the organism in Eukaryota, Fungi, Ascomycota, Saccharomycetes, Saccharomycetales, Saccharomycetaceae. The record is from RefSeq and is a predicted model, not a curated record. The coding region runs from base 1 to 2784 and encodes 927 amino acids. Gene Ontology annotation, molecular function: zinc ion binding; SNARE binding. Gene Ontology annotation, biological process: endoplasmic reticulum to Golgi vesicle-mediated transport; intracellular protein transport; COPII-coated vesicle cargo loading.